AUGGGGAUCAGAGCAGCCUUCAAAGAAGAUCUUCACGCACCACCGGCAGAAUUGGUGUAUGGAGAAGCAAUAAGACUACCUGGAGAAUUCCUUCAAGAGUUACAGGACACAACAGAGAAUUCAAAUGAUUUUAUACUCCGACUCAAGCAAACUAUGAAAAAACUACGACCACAACCGGUUAAGAAACACGGAACGCCAGCAAUCUUUGAGUACAAAGACUUAGAAAAAGCUUCACAUGUAUUCCUCAGGCAUGACGCACCAACACGGGCACUCCAACCAACAUAUAGCGGCCCGUAUGAAGUCCUCAACAAAACAGAAAAGGUCUAUAAGUUACGGAUCAACGAGAAAACCGUCCACGUAACAAAGGAUCGAUUAAAACCAGCAUACAUACUGACAGAGGAACCGGCCCAGGCAAAAGAGCAGACAAAACCUCAAAACGUUCCAACAGUUCUAGGGAAUCAAGAAACACCGACACCCACGAAAAUCAGAACAAGAAGUGGGAGAACUUCACGCAAAACGGUACGAUUCCAAGCAUCCUAA
This is a messenger RNA of Camponotus floridanus (Florida carpenter ant), 540 nucleotides long. RefSeq lists its product as uncharacterized. The coding region runs from base 1 to 540 and encodes 179 amino acids. Lineage: Eukaryota; Metazoa; Arthropoda; Insecta; Hymenoptera; Formicidae. The transcript has a single exon. The record is from RefSeq and is a predicted model, not a curated record.